AUGGCCAACGCUUCAGUAACAGCAUCCCCUGAUGCUACCACAGAACCCUCUCAGCCUGUCCAAUCCGGCAUCUUCAAGCACAUCUCAAAGAAGAUCCCGUACUUUCGCGAUCCCAAACAUGUCCUGCUCUUCAAGCUCGAUUGCCUCCUCCUCACCUGGGCGUUCCUGGCGGGCAUCAUGAAGGAGAUGGACCAGUCGGCGACUACGCAGGCUUAUGUCUCGGGAAUGAGAGAGGCAUUGAGUUUGUAUGGGAAUGAACUGGUUGAGUUUAAUACGUUUUUCUCUAUUGGUUAUGCGAUUGGGCUUGUUCCUGGUCAGCUUGCUCAGACCAAGGUUCGACCUUCCUUGUUUCUUCCCUGCUGCGAAAUCAUCUGGGGACUCUUUGUCACUUUCACCUGCAAAGCCACCAACGCGCAUACCAUCUACGCCUUGCGUUUCUUCCUUGGCCUCUUCUCUGCCGUGUUCUGGCCCAGUGUCGUCUCUCUCAUCUUCAACUGGUACACACCAACCGAGCUUGCCCUCCGAAUCGCCUUCUUCAACGUCUCUGAUGUGGCCGGCGCCAUGUUCCUCGGAGCUUUGCAGGCUGCCCUCUACCGGAACAUGAACGGCGUCCACGGUAUCGCUGGAUGGCAGUGGCUCUUUAUCAUCUCCGGUGCCAUCACCAUUGGCCAGGGAAUCAUUGGCUUCUUCAUCAUCCCCGAUACUCCCGCCUACACCCGCGCCAAGUGGUUGACUCAGGAGGAAAAGGCACUCUCGCGUGAGCGAAUGGGUGAAUUUGGCGCCAACACUUCCAAGCUCAUUCCUGCUUCCGUCCUGAAGCAAAAGCUUCGAAAGCUCAUCGUUCACCCGGUCACAUACUUUUACCUGCUCGCCUUUGCCAUGAGUGCCUGGGCGCAUCGAGCCAACUCGUACUUUGUGCUCUACCUUGAGAGCCUGGUUGACAGCGCUGGAAACCGCCUGUAUAGCACCUAUCAGGUCAACAUUCUCCCACUCGGCGGUUACGCUCUUCAGAUUCUUACCAAUUUGGUUCUAAACGGUCUUUCUGACUGGAAGCACUGGCGAUGGCAGAUCAGUGUGGGUUCUGCCUUUUUCCACGGCAUCAUGCUCAGUGUCCUCUGCGCUUGGCCGUCAGACCACAAAGUCGUCAUGGGCUUCUAUUUCAUGACCUAUGCAACCAACGCUGGAAGCCCGUCGUUUAUGGCAUGGUUUGCGGAACUGCUUCGAAAGGAGCCUGAAGCUAGAGCUAUCAUCGUGGCCCUCACUGUCAUGAUUGUCUACAUUGGUCAUGCUACCAUUCCUCUCCGCGCCUUCAGAGUUUCUGAUGCCCCGAAGUAUCCGAUUGGAUUCCCUCUUUCCACGGCCUUUACCUUUGGUACGAUCCUUGUGCAGCUUGGCCUGCUUUGGUGGGGAAGCCGGAAUCCCCAGCUUGUCAAGUAUGGCUAUGAUGUUCCUAGUAAUGUUUCGAGGGUGGAGGAUGAGGAGAACUCUGAUAAGAUUGAGGGAGAUGGAGCUAGCAUCGACAGAGCUGGCGGUGAUGCAAAGACUGCAAAUCAGGCUAUUACCAAGAUUGAUGGAUAG
This is a messenger RNA of Fusarium keratoplasticum, 1578 nucleotides long. RefSeq lists its product as uncharacterized. The transcript is spliced from 3 exons. Gene Ontology annotation, cellular component: membrane. The coding region runs from base 1 to 1578 and encodes 525 amino acids. NCBI's taxonomy places the organism in Eukaryota, Fungi, Ascomycota, Sordariomycetes, Hypocreales, Nectriaceae. The record is from RefSeq and is a predicted model, not a curated record. Gene Ontology annotation, biological process: transmembrane transport. Gene Ontology annotation, molecular function: transmembrane transporter activity.